UACGUCAAAAACAGCUGCUUUGUCAGUGACUGAAUAGGCUACUGCGACUCACUUAUCUCAAACAAAAAAUUAUCUGUAAAUUUUCCUUGAUUAUUAUAGAACCAUAUUGGAUAUUUUCAUUUAAAGUUACUCUCCGUGUGUAUUUUUAUUAAUUUGGAAAAUGUCUUACGCGUAUUUGUUCAAAUAUAUCAUUAUAGGAGAUACAGGUGUUGGAAAAUCAUGUCUCUUGCUCCAGUUUACAGACAAGAGGUUUCAACCUGUGCAUGACCUAACAAUAGGAGUGGAGUUCGGAGCACGCAUGAUCCAAAUUGAUAGCAAAUCGAUAAAGUUGCAAAUCUGGGACACAGCUGGGCAGGAGGCUUUCAGGUCGAUCACUCGCUCCUACUACCGUGGCGCGGCUGGUGCACUGUUGGUCUAUGACAUCACUCGGCGCGACACCUUCAACCACCUCACCACCUGGCUGGAGGAUGCCAGGCAGCAUUCCAACUCCAACAUGGUCAUCAUGCUCAUUGGCAACAAAAGUGAUCUGGAAUCGAGAAGAGAAGUGAAGAAAGAGGAGGGAGAGGCGUUUGCUCGCGAGCACGGACUCAUCUUCAUGGAGACCUCGGCCAAGACAGCUGCCAAUGUCGAAGAGGCUUUCAUCAACACAGCCAAAGAAAUCUACGAGAAGAUCCAGGAGGGAGUUUUCGACAUCAACAAUGAGGCAAACGGCAUAAAGAUCGGCCCCCAGCAUUCGCCGAGCAACGCCAGCUUCCCCCAUGGCAACCAGGGCUCGAUGCAGGGAGGCGGCUGCUGUUAAACACACCGGGAGUAGACGCUCAUCUCAGUAUAACAUCUAUCUCCUGGGCCCAUAUUAUCUAUGAAUAUUUUCACUUUCCUUUUCUAAUGAUUUUUAGUGUACAGAAUAUUCAACUGCAGAUAGAUUUUGUAUACUCGGUUCGAAUAAUUGUAAACUGGAAUCAUUGUGAUCAAAUCGUUACAGAAAAGAAGAUCAUGAAGAAUAUUACUACGAUAUGAGAGACACUGUUUACCGUACUGUACCAAAGGUGUAAUUUAUGAGUACAGUGUCAUGACUUAUUUUGCAUGGAGCAUGAGUACUUGUAACUAAAAAUGUGUGUUGAAAUGAUUUUUUAUUUAUAUUACAAUAAAUGUAUCAGCAUCAUUUCAAGACAACUAUUUUCAAUUUUCCUCUUUCAAUCCACUUGUAGCUUGUCACCUAGAUACUAUGGAUGAAAAUUACUUGAAUUUCAACCAGUUUCAUGUGUAUUUGUGUAAUAUUUUUAACAAAAGAGGCAUUAGGAUAUUUAGACCAAGGGUACGAUGCAGGAUCAUGACGGAUUUUAUUUAAAUUGUUGCUUAAGCAUUCUCACGUUUGUCAAAAUAUUAUAAUCACACUUAUGUAGCGUUUAGUAUAAUUUUAUUAAUAGGUAGUCUUUCUUGUGGCUCAAUUUCAAGCUUCCUUCCUCUCUUUUGGGAUUCGUGGAAUAUCGCAGUUUAUUCACAAUAAUUUUUCGCUAUUGAUGAGAAAAGACUGAAGAAUUCUGAAAGUAUUACUCAAGCUUCGAAUUAAUUAGAAAUGAUCUUAAUAGAUCACUUACUUUUUUCUUCAAAAUAGAUUGGAACCCACCAAGCAUAAAUAUAUGUUAUUGAAUGUGAAUGUUCUUAUAAGCUACCUAUUAAAUAUCUGAAACUAUAUUGAAUAUUGUGGUAUCUAUCUCAUUGUAAAAUAGCUGUGAAUAGUGAACGCUGUUGAUACUUUUAUGGCCAUGAUUUUACCCUGAUUCCUCAUAGGAACUCUGAACCGUAAUAAAUCUAAAACUAACAAUAAUAUUUUCAUGGAGUUUCAUUGACUAUUUCCUGGUGCUUUCCGAUUUUUAAUAUGAUUACAAACACAUUAAAAUAAUAAAAACUCUUCUGAAAUGUAAAUGACCAAAGCCAAUUCGAGGAAAUUAAAUUUGAUUUAUUUCCUUUCCAAGAAUGCUGUGAAAAACAUUAGGUACCUUGUUCAUAUUGGUCUAACCUGAAACAAGUUGAUUGAAUAGCUAUGAGUAAUUAUUCAAGCUAACAAAAACAACAUGAAAAAUAUCCAAACGAAUUAGCGGGUUACGCAACUGUUAACUGUUGCUUAGAACUGGAAAUUCAACAGUUGAGGUAAAGACCUAUACACACCUAGCGUAGCGUAGCUAGAAAUUGGAAGACGUAGCCGAUGUAUCUCCUAAUGUUGAUCCAUCUGUCAAUUUCACACCAGCGUUAAUUAACGUUUGGAGAUUCGACAGCUAAGUCUUCAGAAGACGUAUUUCUAGCUACGCUACGUGUGGAAAGAUCUUUGUGUAUCACAUAAUGUAACUGACAAAUGGGAAUUAUUAUUUUUAUAAUUAUUUUCAAUUUUAUCCUUUUCCAUUAUGAAUAAAUACUAAUGAUUAAAUAAACUAAAAAAAUAAAAGACUGCUUGUUAAAAUAUUUAAAAUAAAUGUUCCAAUAUUAUUGAUAGCCGAUCAUGGUUAUUCCUUGGAAAAUAAUAAACUUACAUAAAUGCUUCAUAUGGAUUAUUUUAUACAUUAUAGUAAUAUGUCUAUAGAAUUCGCAAUGUUAAAUUCUCCUGAAUGGAAUUUCGUCAUGUUUUUUCUACUUUAAACAGACUGUUAUUCGCUACUAAAUCACUCCCCGGUUGUUCGUUCGGAGCUCACCUAAAACUGUAAGUCCAUUCACCCCUCCCAUAAUCUAAACACAAGUCUAGGGCUCAUGUGGGUAUCAUCUUCAGCAAAAACAAUAUUAUUUUCAAUUGUAAAGAAAAGAGUUCCUGCAAGUUGGCUAUUAAAAUAACUUUUUGAAACGGCCAGUAAAAUGCUAUUGUCCUACCCAUAUUUGAUUCAUUAUGAAUAGCUAGGCAAACAAUUAUUAUUAUUACUAAAUACUUACUAUUUAUAACAGCUACCUAUUAUAAAUGCUACGUCCAAAGAGUUGACAACAUUCAACAUUGGGUACGAGGUCUAGGUCUAAAAUCAGCUGUCAGUUGCGGCAUGCAAUUCAUAACUAAAACCAUUUAAACCUAUCUUGGAGACUCCACUCCCCACUCACUUUUCACUGCUUUCAAUUCGGGCUGACCAGCAGUCAAAGAAACCUACUCAGCGACGUUGCCAUUCUCCCUAGGACAAGGCAUUUUAUUAUAGGUGGCUAUGGCCCGGUUGCACAAAAGCUGGUUAAAUUUUAACCGUGAUUAAUUCCACGAUAAACAAUCAGAGGUGUUUUUGAAAAGACGGCUUCCCUGGAAUUAAUCACGGUUAACAUUAAUCGGCUUUUGUGCAACCGGCUCUAUGUCUUCUAUAUAUUUACUGUACUUGUUUAAUAAAAUAUAUUUAAGCUAUUCUUGUUUGCGUACUAUUUUUCAAUCAUUUCAUACCGACAGUAUUCUUUUUUAAAAAUUACAUACAUCACUCGUUUCUUUUUUUUAAUUCAUGGCAUGUAGUCAGCUGAAUUUUUUUAAUAAUUUAAACCCCACAAACUGUCAACCAAUGUUAAAAAUCAUGGAUUAACUAAAAUCUUGGAAGUAGCCGUAUAUACUGUUUCCUAAUUCGAUUUAUUCCAUUCUUGUAAACGUCCCAAAUUUUACUUGUUAUCCAAAACGUCUUUAUAUUUUCAAUAAAAAUAUUUAUAAAAUCUAGUAGAUAUUAUAUUUACUUUAUUUUUUCAUUUUCUCAAGAACUCAAUGAUGAAAAUUGUACCAUACGUUUAUUCAACAAUAUUCUCAUAAUAUAUUAGCUUCUAGCUGAUACAUAAUUAUUUCAUGGGUCUUUACCCAGAGCUUGAGUAAAAUAUUAAUAUUUUCAUACAGAUAGUUAAAUAUUUCUAGAGAAUGAGUCAAUGUGUUUUAUAAGUUAAUUGCCACUGAAAGGAAAUGCAAUUACAGUGAAACUAAUAUUCAAAUCUUUAUAAUUAGUAGAUUCCUCUCAAUUGAUUUGAAUUUUUAUUACAAAAGAAUCUCUUCAUACAAUAGAUAGAACUUCUGCGACAAGUGCAAAUCUUUUCUCGCUGUAUUUUAUCUAUAUUUAACGUUUUCUCGUAAGCUAUAUAGUAAAAUGUAUAACUUUAUCAUAAUUCUGUAAAUUUUGUGUUUGUAUAAUAAAUGUUUCAAUGUGUC
Messenger RNA from Nilaparvata lugens (brown planthopper), 4138 nucleotides. It is a transcript of the gene Rab2, whose product is annotated as ras-related protein Rab-2A. The transcript has 5 exons. NCBI's taxonomy places the organism in Eukaryota, Metazoa, Arthropoda, Insecta, Hemiptera, Delphacidae. The coding region runs from base 161 to 799 and encodes 212 amino acids. Gene Ontology annotation, cellular component: Golgi apparatus. The record is from RefSeq and is a predicted model, not a curated record. Gene Ontology annotation, molecular function: GTPase activity; GTP binding.